This is a messenger RNA of Drosophila simulans, 1455 nucleotides long. RefSeq lists its product as uncharacterized. Bases 554 to 1294 code for a protein of 246 amino acids. The transcript has 3 exons. Gene Ontology annotation, molecular function: N-acetyltransferase activity. NCBI's taxonomy places the organism in Eukaryota, Metazoa, Arthropoda, Insecta, Diptera, Drosophilidae. The record is from RefSeq and is a predicted model, not a curated record.
GAUUCGCUUAUUAUCGAUAGUAGUUGCUAUCGGUAUGCGGUCACACUCAAAAUUUCAGUUAAAUUUGAAUAUUUUAGCGGGAAACCAAGUAAAGAUAGUUAUUUGUAACACUUGUUUUGAAAUUAACAAAUGAAAUGUGAAAUGUUGUUUAUGUAGCAGAAAGUUUUCUGAAAAGGUUUUUAUCUCAAUGCAAUUUGCAAGGUCCUGCAAUUUCUUGUAUUAUUGCUUGUGCUUCAUUAUUUUUAAACGAAUGUUGUUUGUUUUGUUAGUAAACUGGCAGUUGAAAUUGGUAAUCAAUGCUAUUCUUCAACUGCUGCAAAUCAUAGAUCUUUGAUACGUUGUAUCUUCUAAAACUUCGCUACGAAUAUAUUUUACGCUAAGGAAAUUGCAAUUUUUCGCAUUAAUAUGCGGAUUUAUAUAUGGUAUUCAGAUAUACGUAUAUUAAACAGCAAACAGUUCGUUGUACUAGAUCAUAUUAGCAGUUCGAAUAAAUUAAACCUUAAUCGGGCUAAAAAAUUAAGCGAAUAUAGAUUUAUAGAAAUUAAUUAAGGCGAUGAAGGACUGCAUCGAAAUUUUCGAUGGGGAGUUUGAGGUCCUGCGUGUGACUCCACCGAUUUAUGAUGAAGUUGAAGAGUUGCUUGUGAACAUUUCGAUCAAUUAUGAGUUCGGAUGUGUGAUCGCAAAACUGAAAGACUCUCCAUUGGCCAUUGCCGAGCUACGUAAUCUUAUAAGACACAUCAUAUCCCGAGGAAUAUCAUUCGCUAUACGACACGUGGAAAGUGGCAGAAUUGUGGCUGCAAUCGCUAAUAUCAUAUUUAAUACAAAGAGGAAAACUUUAUACUACGACAUUUGCGACCAGAUCAGGAGUCCAAACAUGAUUAAGUAUAUGGAACUUUGGGAUGCUAUCGAUGCGAGCUUUGAUGUCAACGAGCACUGCCAGGUGGACAGCACGGGAGAUGUGGAAUACAUGGCCACUUUGCCGGAGUUCAGACGACGUGGCCUGGGCCACAUCCUAUGCCAGCACUCCAUCCAGUUCGCAAGUCUCUUGGCCCAGCGGAAGCUGCCGCUCGAGACACUCGCCCAGCUGCCUGAGGAGAUGCGGAUUGAAAGACCGCAGGCCAUUGUCGCCAUAACUACAUCCCAAUCCUCGCAAAUAAUGGGCAGACAAUUGGGAAUGAAAACUGUGCAUAAGUGGCACUUUUCCGAGCUGAUGUCCUUGUGCGGAGCAAUGGCGGAGUCCAAUGGCACAGCACAGGCCUGUGAAUAUGCAGAACUGCAAGUAGUAAAGAUUUGAUGGAAACCUAAAGCGCAAUCUGACUAGAUUCAUAGAUUACUUAGUAAAAAAAAGAUAGUCACGCAAGAGUUCUUUAAAAACGGCAUUUACUUUUUAUAAAUACAAAAAAAGUUUAAACCUCAUUCUUAUAUUAUUGGAAAUUAAACUAAAAUCCAGCGAAA